GGUUUUUGAUUGUGUGUCGUCGUGCGCGGGUGUCUCUGUGUGUGUGUGUGUGUCUGUGUGGGUGUCCCUCUAUCUGUAUAACUGUGUGUGUAUGACUCGGUUUGUACGUGUGUGUGUGUGUUGCGUUGCUGGUUUGUUUGUGUCGCAGGGCGUGAGCGAGCGAGAUAGCAACAACUGCAUGUGCAUUGGCGCCCGCGAGUGCGAGCGAGAGCGAGAGAGCGACCGAUUGGCAAUAGCGAGAGUGCAAAGUGCAUAAAAGUUUUUGGCCAGCGAAAAAUGGCGACACAUCGGGUGGGUCGCAAACGGGCAAGAAGAAGCAGCAGUAGCAGCUAAAAGCGACGCAACGCGACUUCGCCUCGCCGUCCAAAAAAGCAAGCAGCGUUCUCGUUCGUUUGUCGCGCGAUUUUAUAACCGUUUUCAAAAGCGGCGGCACUGCGAAUUCCGCCUGUCGUCCGUCCUCUUCGCACGGAAAUUCAGAAUGUUGCAAGAGACACCCACGAGAAAUAAAAAAAUCAAAGCUAAAUAAAAAUAUAUAUAUAUGAUAUAUAGCACACCAAAAAUACCCAAAAGAACUUUAGUACAAAAUGACCAACACUUCGCUAUGCAAAAUCGAAACCAAUACCAAAAUUCAGUGCCGGAAUAAAACGUAAUAUGCCAUACAUUUAUGUAUUUUAGCCCAGUUAAUUAAAUUGAACAACAUGAACUGCAGCAGCGAAAAGGAGGAAGAAGACGUAUUUUAAAUAACAGCAAUUAAGAAAAACAAAAUACGAAUUUGAAACAACAAAUCAAACAGAUCUAACAACAAAUAAGGCGGAGAGAGCAUUUCGAGAACAACAAAUAAAUCUCGUGCACACGCACGUGGGCUUGCAUGUGUGCGAGUAUGCAAGUGUGUGUGUGAGUGUGUGUGUCUGUGAGCGCAACUAAAACAGCAUCAACUACAACUACAAGCUGAGCAAAAGCAACUGCAGCUACAAACGCACCGACACCAAACGCACACUAACACCGAUUCUAAAGAUCUGCCGUCGAACUCUAUACUCCGAUCUAUACCAAGCCGAAGACUUAUAUAUUUAUAUAUUGUAUAUAUAAAUAUAUCUAUAUCCAUAUACAACGCACUUCAGGAAGUCGGUUCACGGCCACAAAAAGACCGAAUCGACAGAAGUCCAAAGCACAGCACCCACAACACCUGGAAACCUAAAUGCCGCAUCUAGUCCAAUGUAUCGUCAAAAGUCUACAGAUUAAUUGUUGUUCCUAAGCCGCCGCUUGAUGAAUAUUGGCCACGAGAAGCAUUCGCCGCACUAUCAUCCGCAUCCGCAACCGCAUCCACGCGCCGCCGCCUCUGAAGUUCAUCGUUUAGCCGCCGGCGGUUCGGUUACUCCGCCACCGCCACCACCACCGUCGACGUCGUCAUCGUCAUCGUUGUUAUACCACCUGCCCGCCACCGCCGCCGCCACAGUAACCGCCUCCUAUCGCCACGCACUGCAAGGUCAUGAGAGGCAACAGAGCCAGCAUCACCUCCCCUACCAGCACCAGCACCACCAUCACCACCACCACUACCAUCAGCACCACCCACAUUUGCCAACCGGUGGAGGGAACGUGCACCUGAGCCGCGAAUCAUCACCCGCUUCAAUGGUGAUGACCCCCAGUCGCCGCAGUUCGCCGCCCCUGCCGCCGCUGCCCUUGACGACGCAUCCCAUCCACCCGCACUCGCAUUCGCAUUCGCAUCCGCAUCCACAUACGCAUCCGCAUCCGCUGCCUCUGGCGCUACCGCUGCGCCAUCCCCUCGCCCUGAAUGCGAACGCCGGUGGUCACCAGUCGCCGUCCCGCUCCUCCGGCAGCGUCCAGCAGACAUCGUCGCACGCACAAUCGUCGGCGCAAUCGAUGAGCGUUCACUUCUCGCAGCUGGCCCAUGCCCAGCUGCAUUUGCAGAAUCAAUUGCAGCAGAAGCUAUCGGCGGCGGCAAGUAGGAAUAAUAAUAACAAUAAUAAUAAUAACAAUAGUAGUAGCACCGGAUCGGGCACUGGAACGGGCAACAGUACGCCCACGCACGAACCGAAUCCCAUGAAUCCGCUGAGUGAUUUGCAGAACAUGCAACCGUUUGACUUUCGGAAAAUCAGCUCGGCGGCGGCGCUGGGUGCCUUUGGUGGUCCCUUGCCGCUGCCGCAGAGUCCCACGGAAUUCGGACAACACCAUCACCACAGUCAGCAGCAGCAGCAGCAGCAGCAUCAGCAGCAUCAGCACCACCUGCAUCGGAACCAGUUCUUCAAUGCAAUGGCCAUGGCCUAUCACCUGCCACCGCCACCGCCGCCGCCUCCACCGCCGCCCGAUUCUCGAUCCCCACCAUCGCCGCCAUCAGGUGUUGGCCAGUAUCAGCAUCAGGCGGGUUUGGGUUCGGGUUCUGGCUCAGGUUCUGGGUCCGGUUCGGGCUCCAGUUCGGGUGCAGGAUCCGUGGAGGAAUCAAGCGGCAAGCAGCAACGGAGCAGCGAUAAGGGAUCCGCUUCGGGUUCAUGGUCCAGUUCGCAGCGUAUGACCCGCCUGGCCUUAUCCUCCAACAUGCGGGCGAGUCGAAAGACGCCACACUCACCGGGCGGAGGAGGUGGUGGUGGUGGUGGGGGUGGUGGAAAUGGAGGAUCUGUUGGCGGUGGCAAGCGGCAAUGGGGCUCGAUGCCCGCAAAUCUGGGCACCCAGUUCAUCAAUCCGGUGACGGGCAAGAAGCGAGUACAGUGCAAUGUCUGUCUGAAGACCUUUUGUGACAAGGGCGCUCUGAAGAUUCACUUCUCGGCGGUGCAUCUCAGGGAGAUGCACAAGUGCACGGUGGACGGAUGCAGCAUGAUGUUCAGCUCGAGGCGAUCGAGGAAUCGCCAUAGCGCCAAUCCGAAUCCCAAGCUCCAUUCGCCGCAUCUGCGACGCAAAAUCUCGCCGCACGAUGGACGCAGUGCGCAACCGCAUCCGCUAUUGCUCCAGGCGCCCAACGGUCUCAUGGCGGGACUGGCACCAUUCGGCAGCUUCCCGCUGCUGACGCCGCCACCAGAUAUGCGGCAUCAUGCGAUGGGCGGCUCGGGUGCGGGAUCUGGUGCGGGAGUCGGUGCCCUGGAGCUGAAGCACGGACAGGAUUAUCUGCAGAGAUCCUACUUGGAUGCCGGACGUUUCGAGGGACAACGACGUAAGCUGGCGCUGGAGAACGAGCACACUGAGGAUGAGGACGACGACGAGAUACUGGAGGUUGGCAUCCACAUGGCCGGCGACGAUGAUGACGACGAGGCUGACGGCGAUGAGGACGAAGAUGACGAUGAUCCCGAUGGCAUCGUUGUGGUUGGCGAUGAGAUCGAUAGCAUGCCGCUGGACCACGAGAACGAUAACGAUAAUGAGAAUGAGAAUGAGAACGAGGAGAGCGACGAGCGCUCCACAUCGGCGGUAUCCAGCCUGAGUCAAACCAAAGAGCAAUCCAGUCCGGGCAAGGUUGUCCAGUCCGGCCUUGAGGAGUGCCACACAUAUGCCCACGCCCAUGCCCACGCCCACGCCCUCUCGCACGGACACGCCCACUCGCUUGGGCACGCCCAUGCCCUCGCCCAAAUGGCGGCCAAUAAACGGAAACGCAAGAGCCAGAAUCCAGUCCGAUGUCCUGUGCAAUCGGAUGAGAAUUCGGGCGAGAAUUCAAUCGACUACGAUGUGGCCGCCGAUCUGUCCAUUAAGAAGGUGCGUCUGCCCGCGCAGGCCGCCGCAUCCGCCAAAGAAUCGGAGGUGGGCGAGUCCACCAAGUCGAUACCAUCGCCACCCCUCACGCCCUACGGUGAUCUCAGGCCGGUGGGUCUCUGCAUUAAGACGGAACAGGAUCCGGAUCAGGAUCACGAUGCCGAACUGGAACAGCAGCAGGGUCAAGAACGCAAGCGGGAGCGGGAGCUGGAGCAGGAACCUGUAACACAUCCUGUUGGCUCGGCAUCCAAGCCAGAAAUGAAACUGGAGGAGCAGGAAACGAGGCCAGCUGACAAGGAGGACGACAACGAGGAAGAGGAACAGGAAGAGUCAUCGCCGGCGGACACCACACUGGAUCUGUCACGGGCAGCGGCCGCCAUCAAACUGGAGCCCCUGGAGGAGAUCAACUAUGAGGCGGAUGAGAAUCGCUAUGUGCGCAUCAAGCAGGAGCUGAUGGGCGGCGAUGAGUCCCUGGCGGAGGAGUCCAGCGACAAGACUGCCAAUCACAAUAAUAAUAAUAACAAUAAUAAUAAUAUUAACAAUAGUGUGCGCCGUGAAAGUGGCAACGGAUUGAGUGCCAGUGCGCUCGAGGAGCGCGAACCGGAGCCGGAAACUGAAACAGAGCCCGAAGCUGAAGCCGAACCGGAACCGGAAACGGAAACGGAAGUGGAGGUGCCCGAAGUGCCCAUCGAUAAGGAGAAUCCCCUUAAGUGCACCGCCUGUGGUGAGAUAUUCCAAAAUCACUUUCAUCUCAAGACGCACCACCAGAGCGUCCACCUCAAGCUGCACCACAAGUGCAAUAUAGAUGGCUGCAAUGCCGCAUUUCCCUCGAAACGCAGCCGCGAUCGUCACAGUUCGAAUCUCAAUUUGCAUCGCAAGCUGCUGUCGACCAGCGAUGAUCAUGGAUUACUCCAUGCACCCGUGAUGCCCGCAACCGAUCCGCUCCUGGAGCUAAUGAGUCUCAAUUUGAAUAACAACAAGAGCGGCUUCCAUCACUCGGCGAUGGUGGGCUCAGCGGCUAGCGGCGGUGGUGGUGGUGGUGUUGGUGGAGUAAAUCCGGCGGCGGUGGGCAGCAUUCAGGCGGAGAUCCUGGCACGCAUUUGCGCCGGUGCCCAUGCCCAUGGACUGAAUGUACCGCUCUGUUUCGAGGCACUGCAGCAUCGUUUCGCCGUUGGACAUGGCCACGCUGGUUAUCCGUUGAUCGCCGGCGAUGGUUCGCCACCCAGUCCCCGCCUAUUUUUGAGCCACGGCAGCGCAGCGAGUCCGCUUCUCUUUGCCGGACUGCCGCGCAUGCCGAGAUUCCCCCAACUGACGCCCCACAUGCUGGCCGCCAGUGCUGGCAAUACAGCCGCCGCUGCCGCCGGAAUGGGCGGACUCAGUCCCUUCUGUCGACGCACCUCCUCCGAUUCAAAUUCACAGCACUCGAUAACGCCACCGCCGAAGAGAUCACGUUCGCAGUCCAGAUCACCGGAUCACUGUGCACAUCCGGCGCAUGCCGUCGAUGCCACCGGCAUCACCGAGGAUUCGGGCCAGCGGCAAAGUCCCGAUCGCAUAUCAUGACCAUGUACCUCGUACUAUGCCAAGGCGUUGGCAUUUUAUCACUAAGAGCCCCCCAUGUCAUGCGGCGCACACACUUUGGAAGUCAGAUAUGCAGAUCCCUAUGGAUAGGUUUAUAUCUUCAUCCAUCUAUAUAUAUAUAUAUAUAUAUAUUAAUUUUUAUAUAUAUGGAAAUUGCAUUGCUCAUGCUCACAUCGAGGAUCGAAGAUCGAAGAUCGUCUGCCGCUCAUAAAUACGAAAACACUUUCACUUAGGCUAAUGCUAAAAUAAAAAUAUUUAGAUGGAUCAACUAGCAUUUUUUUUUUCUAUACAUAAAUAUACAUACAAUAUAUAUAUAUACAUAUAUAUACUAUAUAUAUGAGUCCCUUUUUUUUUAAAUUGUACUUAUGAAAACUGAUGUUUUGUGUACAAGUACGUCGUGUUGUAGAGAAUUUAUAAAUGGCAAAGAAAUAACAAGUACUAAAUAAAUAAAUAACGAUACAUAUUGUUAGUGAUACUCGAUUAUGUAAGUUAAGUAGCCUCUAAGCAGCGCCUACUGGUAUCGUGAGUAACGUUUUUUUUUUUUUUUUAUUGUAACUGAAAUAUUAAGUGUGUUGUAUAUGAUGAUAUGACGAUGGCAAUGGAAAUGCAAAUGCAAAUGCAAAUAAUAUGAGUCAACCAACGACGAAACGCUUGAUAUGAGGAAACGAACAAAAUUUGAUUACAGAUUGCCGUUUACCGAACUGCUGGGUUAGGAUCACUCAUUCAAAGUCCUCAAGAUCCAACAUCGAAAAUAAUAAACAAAAAAAAAAAAAAAUAAGAAAUAUGAACCGUUUUGUUGUUUUUUUAUUACAAACAAAUCCUAAAGUAAUUAUGUAGUCGGUUAGUUAGUUCUGAAACAGUAACCAGACAAAUACCUUCAACUCAUAUUUAAGCUAUAUAUGUUUGCAAUAAAAUAUCUGAAAAAUUCUUAAA
Molecule: messenger RNA, 6201 nt
Organism: Drosophila yakuba
Lineage: Eukaryota; Metazoa; Arthropoda; Insecta; Diptera; Drosophilidae
Gene: disco-r
Exons: 4
Coding region: 1264-5250 (1328 amino acids)
Biological process (GO): regulation of DNA-templated transcription
Cellular component (GO): nucleus
Source: RefSeq, a predicted model, not a curated record